UAUCAGCUUAUUUAAAUGUCUUUGUCAAUCUUUAAGUCUAUAAUAGUUUUUUUCCUUUUACAAUUACAGAUUUUUAUACUCAGAUGAAGUGCAAAUUGGACCAGAGACCGUUAUGACCACGCUUUACACAGCCAAAAAGUACGCAGUACCUGCGCUCGAAGCCCACUGCGUCGAAUUCUUAAAGAAAAACCUACGUGCUGACAAUGCGUUCAUGUUGCUUACCCAGGCACGGCUUUUUGACGAGCCCCAGCUGGCUAGUCUCUGUUUAGAAAAUAUCGACAAGAACACCGCUGAUGCGCUAGCCGCCGAGGGCUUUACGGAUGUCGACAUCGACACCCUUGUGGCAGUCCUGGAGAGAGACACGCUGGGUGUACGGGAAGUGCGUCUCUUCGGGGCUGCGGUUCGUUGGGCGGAAGCUGAGGCCCAAAGGCAACAGUUACAGCCCACGCCGGAGAACAAGCGCAGAGUGUUGGGAAAAGCGCUUUCCCUUAUUCGCUUCCCGCUCAUGACUAUUGAAGAGUUUGCAGCAGGUCCGGCUCAGUCUGGUAUACUCACAGACCGGGAGGUGGUCAGUCUGUUCCUGCAUUUUACCGUCAAUCCAAAACCACACGUGGAGUUUAUUGACCGGCCUCGCUGUUGCCUCCGGGGGAAAGAGUGCAGUAUCACACGUUUCAGUCAGGUGGAGAGCCGCUGGGGCUACAGCGGAACCAGCGACCGCAUCCGGUUUUCUGUGAACCGCAGAAUAUUUGUGGUGGGAUUUGGGCUCUAUGGGUCCAUACAUGGUCCAACUGACUAUCAGGUCAACAUCCAGAUAAUACAUACAGACAGCAAUACAGUUCUCGGUCAGAACGAUACAGGCUUUAGCUGCGAUGGAACGGCCAGUACCUUCCGAGUCAUGUUCAAGGAGCCUGUGGAAAUUCUUCCCAGUGUCAACUACAUUGCCUGUGCCACCCUCAAGGGGCCAGACUCUCAUUAUGGGACCAAAGGGAUGCGUAAAGUCACCCACGAAGCGCCUGCUACUGGUACCAAGACCUGCUUUACAUUCUGCUAUGCUGCAGGCAAUAACAAUGGCACUUCUGUAGAGGAUGGACAAAUCCCAGAGGUCAUCUUCUACACAUAAUGACCAAGCAGAAUCAUCUCAUGAUUGAGGAUUCUUGCAUUGGAUUUUGUGGCCAAUUCACCAGUCUCUGUGAAGACCAGUGACCAAAUACUGAUCUCAUUUCUAAUGGCUUUUGUUUCUAAGAUUUGAAGCAUGAGAAUUCAGUCCUUUCAAAGUGUACUUAUGGUACAGAUUCUGUUUCUACCCAAGUAGCACCUCGUAGUACACCACUUUGAUGUUAUGAGCAGCCAAUGUCAUUGCUAAUUAAUGAACAAAUAGGUGAACUUGUCAUUGCAAUGAUCUGAUACAGGUACUGUUAAACUCUUGAGGGUAACUCUCUUCCAUUUGUACAUUUAUUUGAAUGUUGACAACUGGUGUUUCUUUUGGUCCCACCUUUGACCCUUGAUUGUUCAAUGCUCAUCAGUCCUUC
Molecule: messenger RNA, 1529 nt
Organism: Sinocyclocheilus grahami
Lineage: Eukaryota; Metazoa; Chordata; Actinopteri; Cypriniformes; Cyprinidae
Product: BTB/POZ domain-containing protein 2
Exons: 7
Coding region: 113-1120 (335 amino acids)
Biological process (GO): neurogenesis
Cellular component (GO): P-body; cytosol
Source: RefSeq, a predicted model, not a curated record